UCGGAUCGAAGCUCUAAGUGGGACUUGCAGCUGGGCUUGGAUUUGAAUUUGGCUUGGCGAACCGAAAGCUGGACGUCUUCACCUGGUUUCAUAAGUGCUCAUAGUUUGGCAAUUUCCCCUUCUCCUCUCAAAAAUUAGUAAGAUGAGUCGGCAACUUGUGAGGCUGCAUCUACCGCUGCUCGUCCUGACCAUGGUGCACUGCAUCGCCGCCACGCCCAUCGCUCCUGCCACGCCCGACGGCGCCACGCCCAUCGACGCCCGCGUCUCGGCCGCCGACUUUGGAGCCCAAGACGCCUUUGAUGCCGCCGACAGCUCGGCGGAGUCCACGCAAGCGGAGGCCAGCGAGGCCGGGUUCAAGAUCUCACUUUUGCCCACUCCGGCUAAAACUGCGGAAUCUGUGAACCUGGAGCAGGAGGCCAUUCCCUCGAAGGUGCUAAGUGUGUACGACAAAAGCCAGAAGAAGCUGGCCGAUCUGGCCCAGCCCGUUCCCAUUUUGGACUCGAUCAGCGAGCACGAAAAGUACGGCAACAAUGGCGACAUGUUCGACGGCAUCUCGCGCUCCAUUGUCAACGGUUACGAGGCCUUCUCCAACCUGCUCAACACCUUCAUACAGAAGCCCAAAGAGCUGGCGCGCAGCGUUACGAAGGGAAUCACCGCUCAGUUGGACAUUAUCGGUGGCAAAUUGGUGGGCCUUUAGGGGCACCUCACCACGACCCCCAUAAUGUUUUUUUGUUUGUAAUUUAAAUAAAUACUUUAAUUUAUUUGUAACUUAGCACGAACAUGUUGUGUAGGAAUGUAUUUCGAUAUAAAUAUUUGUAUGUAUAAAUAAAAUAAUCAUACUCAUAGUAAUAA
This is a messenger RNA of Drosophila biarmipes, 852 nucleotides long. RefSeq lists its product as uncharacterized. The record is from RefSeq and is a predicted model, not a curated record. NCBI's taxonomy places the organism in Eukaryota, Metazoa, Arthropoda, Insecta, Diptera, Drosophilidae. The transcript has 4 exons. Bases 143 to 697 code for a protein of 184 amino acids.